GAAUGGAUUACAAUGUAUCUUUCAGGGAAACCUAUUAUUAUCAAUGUGACUCCUCGGGGGAGUCAAUGAUGGUGUUGAGGAGGAGGAGGAUGAUGAGACGCCUCUAAACUUGGAACAAGUUUAGGACUUUGAAAGAAGAGAAAAAAAAUACAACCAACAAGACUGAAGAACAAUUAUAACUCUCCUGUGUUGAUUAUUUUUUAUAAACGAUAAGAAAAAGUUGUUGGAUUUUUUUUUUAAUGGUUACUUUUUUGGGGGAGGGAAUUUUGUUACAGUUUUACGAUGGAAAAUGCAAAAGCCAGAGCCAGGUGCAUAAUCUUGUAAUCUGUGGCUAACCCUGGAACAGGACUGACUACUACUUAAAAUACUCUUUUGGGGGAUACACAUGUGAGACACUAAGUACUUGCAGAAGAUUUUUGUCUCUCUUUUUUAAAAAGUCUCUUUCCUUGGAAUAUUGUGAGCAUAUUUGUGGCCAUUGAAGGUUUGUGUGAUUUUGCUAAAAUGCAUCACCAACAGCGAAUGGCUGCCUUAGGGACGGACAAAGAGCUGAGUGAUUUACUGGAUUUCAGUGCGAUGUUUUCGCCUCCUGUAAGCAGUGGGAAAAAUGGACCAACUUCUUUGGCGAGUGGACAUUUUACUGGCUCAAAUGUAGAAGACAGAAGUAGCUCAGGGUCCUGGGGGAAUGGAGGCCAUCCAAGCCCAUCCAGGAACUAUGGAGAUGGGACUCCCUAUGACCACAUGACCAGCAGGGAUCUUGGGUCACAUGACAAUCUCUCUCCACCUUUUGUCAAUUCCAGAAUACAAAGUAAAGCAGAAAGGGGCUCAUACUCAUCUUAUGGGAGAGAAAACGUGCAGGGUUGCCACCAGCAGAGUCUCCUUGGAGGGGACAUGGAUAUGGGCAAUCCAGGAACCCUUUCGCCCACCAAACCUGGCUCCCAGUACUAUCAGUAUUCUAGCAAUAACACCCGGCGGAGGCCUCUUCACAGUAGUGCCAUGGAGGUGCAGACAAAGAAAGUCCGAAAAGUCCCUCCAGGUUUGCCCUCCUCAGUCUACGCUCCUUCAGCAAGCACUGCCGACUACAAUAGGGACUCACCAGGCUAUCCUUCCUCCAAACCAGCGGCGAGCACUUUCCCUAGCUCCUUCUUCAUGCAAGACGGCCAUCACAGCAGUGACCCUUGGAGCUCCUCCAGUGGAAUGAACCAGCCUGGCUAUGGAGGAAUGUUGGGCAAUUCCUCUCACAUUCCGCAGUCUAGCAGCUACUGUAGCCUGCAUCCACAUGAACGUUUGGUAAGGACGGCUCACGGGGAUGGGAGCUACCCAUCCCACUCCUCAGCAGACAUCAACUCCAGUCUUCCGCCGAUGUCCUCGUUCCAUCGUAGCGGCACAAACCAUUACAGCACCUCCUCCUGCACUCCUCCUGCCAACGGGACCGACAGCAUCAUGGCAAAUAGAGGAACUGGGGCAGCAGGCAGCUCCCAGACUGGAGAUGCUCUGGGAAAAGCCCUGGCUUCGAUCUAUUCUCCAGAUCACACGAACAACAGCUUUUCCUCAAACCCUUCAACCCCUGUUGGCUCUCCUCCUUCGCUCUCAGCAGGCACAGCUGUUUGGUCCAGAAACGGAGGACAGGCCUCAUCAUCUCCUAAUUAUGAAGGACCCUUGCACUCUUUGCAAAGCCGGAUUGAAGACCGCUUAGAGAGACUGGAUGAUGCAAUUCAUGUUCUUCGGAAUCAUGCAGUGGGGCCGUCCACAGCUGUGCCUGGUGGCCACGGGGACAUGCAUGGGAUCAUCGGACCUUCUCAUAAUGGAGCAAUGGGUGGCCUGGGCUCAGGGUAUGGAACUGGCCUUCUUUCAGCCAACAGACAUUCACUCAUGGUUGGGGCCCACCGUGAAGAUGGCGUGGCUCUGCGAGGAAGCCAUUCUCUCCUGCCAAACCAGGUUCCGGUUCCACAGCUUCCUGUCCAGUCUGCAACUUCCCCUGACUUGAACCCACCCCAAGACCCUUACAGAGGAAUGCCGCCAGGUCUCCAGGGCCAGAGUGUGUCUUCUGGCAGCUCCGAGAUCAAAUCUGAUGAUGAGGGAGAUGAGAACCUGCAAGACACAAAAUCUUCUGAGGACAAGAAAUUAGAUGACGACAAGAAGGAUAUCAAAUCAAUUACUAGGUCAAGAUCUAGCAAUAACGAUGAUGAGGACCUGACCCCAGAGCAGAAGGCAGAACGUGAAAAGGAACGGAGGAUGGCUAACAAUGCCCGCGAGCGCCUGAGGGUCCGUGAUAUCAAUGAGGCUUUCAAAGAGCUGGGCCGCAUGGUGCAGCUCCACCUGAAGAGCGACAAGCCACAGACCAAGCUCCUGAUUCUCCACCAGGCCGUGGCUGUCAUCCUCAGCCUGGAGCAGCAAGUGCGAGAAAGGAAUCUGAACCCGAAAGCUGCCUGCCUGAAAAGAAGGGAGGAGGAGAAAGUGUCCUCAGAACCUCCCCCUCUGUCCUUGGCUGGUCCACACCCUGGGAUGGGAGACGCAGCGAAUCACAUGGGACAGAUGUGAAAGGGUCCAAGUUGCCACCUUGCUUCAUUAAAACAAGAGACCACUUCCUUAACAGCUGUAUUAUCCUAAACCCACAUAAACACUGCUCCUUAACCCCCUUUUUUGUAAUAUAAGACAAGUCUGAGUAGUUAUGAAUCGCAGACGCAAGAGGUUUCAGCAUUCCCAAUUAUCAAAAAGCAGAAAAACAAACAAAAAAAAAUGAAAGAAAGAAAGAAAGAAAAAAGUGCAACUUGAGGGGCGACUUCUUUAACAUAUCAUUCUGAAUGUGCGAAGCGGUAUGUACAGGCUGAGACACAGCCCAGAGACUGAAUGGCAAUCCUUCCACACUGUGGAGCAAUGCAUUUGUGCCUAAACUUCUUUUGGAAAAAAAAAAUAUAAUUAAUUUGUAAGUCUGAAAAAAAUAUUUAAUUUAAAAAAAAAUUGUAAACUUGCAAUAAUGAAAAAGUGUACUUCUGAAGAAAACGACAUGAACGUUUUUGUUGGUAUUCAAGUCAGCUAGUGUUUCUAAUGACCGGAUAUUGGAUAGGGGAAGCCCGGCUACCCUCAUAACAAAACCAGCAAACGUCCUGAUGGCAACCAAGUGAUGACAUUAGCCAUUCCUUAGGGUAGGAGGGACAGAUGGAUGUUAUAGACCUAUGACAAAUAUAUAUAUAAAUAUAUAUAUAAAUAUAUAUUAAAAAUUUAGUGACUAUGGUAAGCUUUUGUUCAUUUGUUUCAGACUUUUUUCUCCUGUAAAAAAAUAGUACUGAUUAACUUUUUUAAAAGAAAGAUUUUACUGUAAAUAUGGAUUUUUUUUUUUGUCUGAUUUUUGUCCCUUCCCCAGUUUGUUAUUGUAACCUGUAGUGCCAACUCUGCUUCCGGAGGGGCGGUGCAGGACGGAGUGCUGACCCUGAUGUUGCUUCUCAUUCAUAAAUAGUAGAAAGUUGUUUCUCCAGUCUUUUGGGAACACAGGACUUAAAAAAAUCACAUCAUGUGUAGAAAUUACAUGCAGCAUUGCCCAGGCAAGGCAAAAAGAGUUUGUCGGGCUUGUGGCGCUGCCCUUGCGACCCUCUCCUGGGAUUUUCAGAGGUACACGGUUAGAAUGCUACAAUGUUACCACUGUGCCUUCCAAUGUUUAUAUCAUCGGAAACAUAACAUAAUCAAAGUGGCUGUGAUUUAACAAAACGAUUCAAGUGUUACCUACCUGUGUAGCCGAAGUAGUGUGCAGUGAGGCGUUUCUGAAUACAUGGUCAGAUUUUUGGAAAAAAUACAAAAACUUAAAAAAAAAAAAAGAGUCAAGUUCAAAAACCGUCAAAUGAGAAAAUUGCAAGUAGUGUGACCGAGCUGAUUGAUUUUGUUGCUUUCUUUCUUUCUUUCUUUCUUUUUUUUUUUCAAAAUGGGUUUACUAAAAAGUAGAUGACUUACUUGCCUCCUCCUUCGUCUGAAAAAUGCCAACCAAUCAUGCAGCAUUAUAACAAGCCUUAUAAGUCCUGAAGCAUUAAGUUGCACUUUUAUGAGGAGGGGUAUAGUGCAGUAUUCUCUGGCCAGUAUGAAUGAAGUUUAUACUUAACAUUUGAUAGAAACAUAGAUCAAACUAUGGCACAGCAACUCAUCAGAUAGCUAGCGUUGACUCUGGGCACAAUUGAACCAAUUCCCAUCCGAAAUCUUCCUAAUGGUUGACUUUGGUGUGUAGUGCAGUAAACAGUAGUGCUUCUACUUAAGCAUCCGUCAGCAUCCUUUCGUCUCUAACUGGUUUCUAUUUUUACAGCCACACAAUCUUGGCAUGUAUUAAGAAAAAAAAAAAAUCCCUGUUGAAGUAGUUUUUUCCACCUAUCAGCACUGAGUAAAUGCCAUAAAUCCAUGGAAAUGGUCUAAAUGCCCCAUCCGUUGUCCUGUUUUACCAGUUACGUAGUGAUGAAACACAUUUGUAAAUUUUAUGCAACCAAUGGCAAACCUAUCAUUAUUUUGAAACUGUGUAUGUAAAAGUUAUAUUUUUACAUGUAGACUCUUGUUAUUAUGUGUUUUAAUACAUUGUAUCAGGUUUUUUGUUUUUUGCUUUCUAAACUGUGUGGUUUUUUUAAAAAAAAAAAAGUCAUUUAAAUGAAAUAGUGAGCUACAAGAAUCUGAAAUUUAUGUUCAUUUCCGAAAAUGUAAGAACAAAUAAGAUAGUUAUCACGUGGUCACCUUUUACAAACCCAUAAACAUUUUGAUUAGCUGUGUGUGUGUGUACGUGUGUGUGUGUGUGUGUGUGUGUGUAUGAGUGUGUGUGCGCGUGCAUGUUGAAAACUGUAAAUAUGUUCAGUAGUGAUAAAACUAAAAUGCUUUGAUUUGUUGAUAAGUUCCUAAAAUGUGGAGGUGGAUUGAAAACGUAGGAGAAUAGCAGAAAUCAAAUUUCAUGAAAAGUUCUUCGGGGGCUUUCCUGUGAAACGUGCAAACAGAGGGGCUCAAAGAAGGGCACGGAAGACAAUAAUGUACACUCCCCUCCUCCCUAAAUGAUGGAAACCAUGUGUACUUGUUCUCUCCCCCAUGUUGAAGAUUUCCUUUUCGUGAUCCAUUCUGCACUCACUUUGUAUAGUCUACCAAGGCGGGUAUCCCUAGGAACAUUAUUAUUAUAUAGGAAGCAGGUAUACUCUGAUCACAUUCAGGAUAAGUGUAUAGAAGAGAAUAUGGUGUUUACUCUUUAGGGAACUGGAAAUACUCCCUGCAUUGAUGUACAUUUUCAGAAUGGCACUUUUGAUACAUGUUAUCGUAAAGGUGCUUACUAAAGCUGAAUUAAAGUUUUUCCAAUCUGUAAACAAAGCAAAAAGUUAAAUUAGUCAUUUGAUUUUUUUUUUUCAAUUGGUGCUUUUAUAUUCUGUUCUCACUCAAACAGAGGAAAAGCUGCAAUUUCUUGCUCACCAGCUUUGAUGUAUUCAUUACUUGGUAAUGUAAUACGGCUAUUGUCAAAUUCCUUUUGGAAAUAAGCAAAAGACUCCCUAAAGGCCACCAGAAGCUGCUGGCUGCAUUCUGCUUGGUGGAGAAACAUGAUCUGACCCUCUCUGUAAUAAUUGGGUUGUAUCUCCAGUUUAAAAGAAAAGAAGAAGAAAGGGAAUGUGGCCUUUUUAAUGUGUUUUUUUCUUGUUGUUAUUUUGUAAUUAUCAAACCCAGGUAAGAUAUUGGUAUUCCUGCACUGGAUUUUUGAAAGCAACUUAAAGACAGGAUUAAAAUACUAUUCAUACAUUUCAUAAGGGUCCAGACUACACUAGAUAUAUAUGGUGUGGUGAUGCAUAGGUUAGGGAUCAGUUUAGAGGCUCAGACUUUGAAAGCAACUUGGAACAGUUGAUCCACCUCCACAUUCAAGUACUUUAUGAAUAUGCAGAGUUAGGGAUCUAUCCAUCUAGGAGUUCUCACCAUUUGUCUUCUGUGUAACUAUGAGGAACACUAAUGCGCAUACAACUCUCAGAUCAUCCAGUCGUACAACUGAUUCUGACUCAGUCUUCCGAUUCCUGGUUCUGUUUUGUUUUUCCACGUUUUCCCCAUCUCUUGAUUUUUUUAUUAUAAUUAUUAUUAUUUGUGAUCUUUGUUUUGAUGAGGGGUUGGGAAGUGGGAGGGAGUCGAACUGAGACUUGGGGGUAAGAGGAUUUUUUUUUUCAUCUUUGCAUCCAACAGGCAGAAUAUGAUCUGUGUCCAAAACUGAACUUAAGUCAGGAAUGAAACGAUUCAGCAUGAACAAGCACAAAAAAAAAAUGUAGUCUGCCGGCUGACUGGAAGCAAAAAUUAAAUAAAUUUAAAAAAAUAAAUAAAUAAAGAGGUGAAGACGGAAUAUGAUGAAUUCCAAGACAAUGGGGCACCAAGGCCUUUGGGCCUCUUCUUGAUUUUGCUUUGGUUAUGUUUGUUUUCUUUCGAGAUGUUCUUUCUCAUGGGACUUGAAGUGACUCAUCUCUGUGCAGUGCUGUUUUGCCAUAUGCUCAUUUCAAGUAUUAUAGACAUAUGUAAUGGUGAAAUAUAUGAACUGUGGCCUUUUUCAUUCUCGUUACUUGUGAUGCAAUUAAGUGAAGAUAAGAAAAAAAAAAAAGCAGAGAUUUACCAUGUAUCAGUGCCUGGCUUUUUGUUAUAAAGCUUUGUCUGUCUAGUGCUCUUUUGCUAUAAAAUAGACUGUAGUACACCCUAGUAGGAAAAAAAAACUAAAUUUAAAAAAUAAAAAAUAUAUUUGGCUUAUUUUUCGCAGGAGCAAUCCUUUUAUACCAUGAAUAUUACAAAAAAAAAUUGUCAGAUUCUGAAUAUUUCUUCUUUGUAGAUUUUUGGAAUCAUUAUGAGUAAAAGUUUGUUACUUUAUUUUACUAUUUAAAAGAUGUUAUUUUACCAUGUGUUACCGAGAUGAAACUGUAUGGUAGCUUCUUUUGUUUGUUUUUGUUUUUUUGUUUUUGUUUUUAGUUGUAGGGUCGCAGUGCGGACUUUUUUCUUUCUUUCUUUCUUUUUUUUUUUGCGACUGUACACAUAGCUGCAGCAUUAAAAACUUUAAAAAAUGUUAAAAAAAAAAGAAAAAAAGGGAAAACAUUUCAAAAAAAGAUAAACAGUUACACCUUGUUUUCAAUGUGUGGCUGAGUGCCUCGAUUUUUCAUGUUUUUGGUGUAUUUCUGAUUUGUAGAAGUGUCCAAACAGGUUGUGUGCUGGACUUCCUGAAGAGGCAAACCACCCAGCUUGGUCUAGACCAUUACCUGUUCCCAUCUGUAGUUACUCGAUGAAGUCAUGUACAUGACCGUUCUGUAGCAAUAAAUGUGCCAUUUUUAUAAACUGUC
Messenger RNA from Peromyscus californicus insignis, 7295 nucleotides. RefSeq names its product transcription factor 4 (gene Tcf4). The record is from RefSeq and is a predicted model, not a curated record. The transcript has 20 exons. Gene Ontology annotation, molecular function: RNA polymerase II cis-regulatory region sequence-specific DNA binding; DNA-binding transcription factor activity, RNA polymerase II-specific; protein dimerization activity. Lineage: Eukaryota; Metazoa; Chordata; Mammalia; Rodentia; Cricetidae. Bases 502 to 2538 code for a protein of 678 amino acids. Gene Ontology annotation, cellular component: transcription regulator complex. Gene Ontology annotation, biological process: regulation of transcription by RNA polymerase II.